Messenger RNA from Xenopus laevis (African clawed frog), 6348 nucleotides. It is a transcript of the gene sphkap.L, whose product is annotated as SPHK1 interactor, AKAP domain containing L homeolog. NCBI's taxonomy places the organism in Eukaryota, Metazoa, Chordata, Amphibia, Anura, Pipidae. The coding region runs from base 134 to 5008 and encodes 1624 amino acids. The transcript is spliced from 12 exons. The record is from RefSeq and is a predicted model, not a curated record.
CGGGGGAUUCAGUGCACAAGCAGGAGCAGCAGUAGUAGAGACUGGAGUGAAGUGAUUCUCUUCUCCUUGUGAAAUCCUGCAAACCCUGUGUUGGACCUUCACCCUGUUCCCAGCGCAUGCUGUGCACCUAGACAUGUGGCCAUAUGUGUCCCAGAGUAACCUGGACAUGGCUGCGAUGUAUGGACCAUUGGAGAACUAUGGAAGCAGUGGAUGCAGCAGUGCUACCAGUAAUUUAGGCAGCUCUAUUACAGCUUGUAAGAAAAUACUGUGCAGCACCCGACCUGGAGAGUCAUUGGAUUACUGGCUACAGAACUCCAGGAAUCUGUGCAGGAUAGGACUUAUUGAAGAAAGGUUGGAAACCCACAGCACAUCAGUAUGUUUUGUGAAUCUCAGUGUUAUGAAGGAGGAUUCAAGCCAUGACAUUUUAAGAAAGAAAUUGCUAGAUGUGUCUACAGACAUCCCCAAACUAAUGACAUCAAUGAAGGCACAGGAGCUAAAAGAAAAUGAGAUUAUACUUCUGAGUGGAUUAACAUCGGGGAAGCUUCGUCCAGGAAUUGAGGGUCAACAAGUAUCUUGGCCAACAGAGAUCUGUCUUCUACAAUACACAAGGGCCCUUGGGAAAAGUAGUCCUUCCUGCAUCCUCUUGGAACUGAAUAAAUUUCUUCUUGGCUUGGAGCUGGCACAAGAGAAUACACUGCAUCAUGACAGCUCCCCCUUGCAAGCUGAGGAUGAUACUAACUGCUCGGUGUCCUCCAUUGAGGAAGAUUUCCUGACUGCCUCUGAGCAGCUGGACGAUGAGAGCGAUGGGGAGAACUGCAGGGGAGAAUCUCCUGAUGACAUCAAGAACAUAAGACAAAAAGCAAGCUUUCACGGCAUACAUAGCAAAGAGUCCCAUUCUAAAUUAGAAGACCACAUACAGCCUGCUACUGAGACUUUGUAUUCAAAACAAAUACAAGGAGAGGAGCUACUUGGGGAACUUUUUCUGGAUGGAGUAGAGAGAAAACUUGCAUCGAAUGUAAGGAGAAUGUCUUCGGUUGUAGAUACUCAUGAAGGACGCAGACAUGUAAAAAGACAUUGCCUCCAUGACCAGUGCAAAGUGGACAUAUGCAAGAAGCAGGCUGAAAAUGAAAACAAUGAUUACACAGAGGUGUGUACUUCUGACCGUUUCGGUGAACCUGCCACCACUGGCCAGUAUGCAACCAACCUUGCCGAAUGUGUGUUACAAGAUGCAUUUAUUAGACUAUCACAGCCAGAAACUUCUUUCACCAAGGAUGCAGCUGUUUCUAUUUCAGCUAGAGACACUUUGCCUUCUGGAAACUUCACCAAACAAGAUGCUCCGCUAGCUUCUCGUUCGUGGAAUGAACUCCCUAAAAUUGUGAUAGUACAAAGCCCAGACAGCUAUGAAAACCUAACAGAGUGGACAGAUGAAUCUCACUGGUUGGAGCAGGAAAGUCCUACGAAUGUUUCUGUAAAGUGCACAGAUGAUAAUGGUUCUGUUGUUUCCACAAAAAACACUUUAGAAAUGGCCUUAGCUUGUGCUGCAUCAGUAAUUGGAACCAUCACAAGCCCUCAAACUGCUAAGAAAAUAAAGAUAGAACACGAGGGACACAUGGAUUUAGAUAAAAACUCAGAUGAGCAGCAAAGUGACAGAGUAGGACUUUCAGGCAUCGGUUUGGGGCCUGAGUAUUCUGUUCCAUCUGCACUGUGUGAAAUGACUCAGGUGGCAAGUGCAGUAGCAGUCUGUGGCCUUGGAGAACAAAAACAGAUCUCUUAUCCCACCGCGGCCAGUGGACUUCUGGCAGCUGCUGAUGCCUCCACAGCUGUUACUCUGCAUUGCAGCAUUACAUUGGGAAGCAGCUUGGAAACACUUAAAGACAACAUUGCAAAGGUUUUGCUUAGAGAAGCCUCUAUGGUAUUGACAAGUCCUUGCACCUAUAGGAAUAUUGGAGAGUAUAUAGAUUCUUUGAAUGAAAGCAUUUUGAGUAGUGUAAACUCUUCCAAACUGACACAUGUAGAGGAUGUUGUUAAUGAUGAUCUGGCUCAUAACUUGUCUGAUUCAAUCCUGAGAUAUUCUGCUGAGAAAGCUACACAGAGGCUACAUAGUAAUGAUGGCAAGGGCAAACCUAGGACACAAGGUGCUUUUGUUGCAGCAGCAACAGAACUACUUUUCAAUGUGAUGCAUUUCACCUGCAAAAAGAUGGGCGACUUGGUACUAUCAGGUGACCUGCCUUUUGACCUUAAGGAUGAGAAUUCACAGAUAGAGGAGAGUCAAAGUCAUGAAUUGAUAGAUGAUAUCACAGUAGUUCAAAAGUCAGAGGACCUUAUGAAUAGGACCAGGCAACACCAGCUUUGCAAGAACAGCUCUGAUUUAAAACAUGAGCAUUUGGAACAAAAACUUCCCCAAUAUGAGACCACUGAAGCUGAUACACCAGCAGAACCAUUCAAUAGAAACAAUGGCCAAGCAAAUCUGCUAUUGCAAAUGUCAUCUAAUAAACCAUAUAUGAAAAGGCAGAUGUACAGACGCCAUCACAAUGAGCACAGAGCCUUCUUAUCCAAAGAAAUCAACAUUAAUGCAGAAGAAAUCAAGCACUCCAGCCAAGAUAAUGGAUCAAUGGAAGGAGUGAUACAUUUUGGAAGCCAGGAAAAACUUAAUUCUGAGCCCAGUUUAUUAAAGGACUUUUCUUCAAACUCAAGUCCCCCAAUUAAUUACAUGCUACAUCCAUCACACACUUUGAUUUCAGUGAAACAUUCAGCCACCAAUUACUGUUUAACAGACUUUGCAGAUGAUUUAGCAGAAACAGUUGUUUCUAUGGCCACUGAAAUUGCAGCAAUUUGCCUAGAAAAUUCCCAUGGGAAGCAGCCAUGGUUUUGUGCCUGGGCAAAAGGUAGUGAAUGCCUCAUCCCACCAUGUCGAGCUGUGAAAAGAAAAAAAGACACAUCCUCUGGUGGAUCUGUAGUAAGGAGACACAGGCCACCUCGCCUUAGUGAAAUUAAAAAGAAAACAGAUGAGCACCCAGAGCUAAAGGAAAGGCUUAUGAACAGAGUAGUGGAUGAGUCCAUCAACCUUGAGGAUGCUUCUGAUGCUGCCAAUGCUUUUGCCAAUGAAGUGGCUUCAAAAAUUAUGAAUCUAACCGAGUCAUCUGUGGCAGACACUCUUUGGCAAGGACAAAACGUGUCACGCAACAGGUUACAAUGUGACAGAUGGAGCAGGGGUAAAGCAUCGAGUUAUGAAAGCAUUCCUGAGGAAGACUCAAAUGCUAAAAGCCUCCCCAACACUUUGGAUCCAAGUAGCAUUUUAGGGCUGCCAUUCAGCAGGACAAGUUCAGUGUCAAAGCAGUCCAGCUGUGAAAGCAUCACUGAUGAGUUCUCUAGGUUUAUGGUUAACCAAAUGGAAAAUGAGGGCAGGGAGUUUGAACUGCUAUUAGAUUAUUAUGCUGGGAAAAAUGCAGCUAACAUCCUGAAUUCUGCAUUACAGCAAGUCUCAAAGAGAAACAAUCACUUGAAUGUGAAAACUAGUUGUCUGUCUAAGCAAUCAAGCACAGAGAGCAUAACAGAAGAGUUCUACCGGUAUAUGCUGAAGGAAAUAGACAAAGAAAAUAAAGAAAUAUCCAACAGAAACACUGCAGCAUGGACAAGCAGUUUACGACCUCCAUCACCCCGCACUCCGUUCUGCUUUCGUCAGUCUUCAAUGCCCUGUAAUCGAUCUUCAAGCGCCCGUUUGACUGUGAACACUCCAGUCAAAGCAAAUUCUUUGGAUGGGUUUGCAAGAAGUGGCUCACAAGAUUUUCUCUAUCUGCAGCCUGUCAAUUCUAUGUCCUCUAUCAACCUUUGCAAAUCAGACUCUUGCCUGUACCAAAGUUGCCAGACUGACCAAGUCACAGAUAUGUUAAUUCAUGAAACAUGGUCCAGCUCUAUUGAGGACCUAAUGCGCAAGAACAAGAUCAUAGUAGACAACACAGAGGACAGUGAUUUAGAUUUAUCUCCAAACGGUUCCCCAGCCCAUGUGGACAAUUAUGCUAACAAACUAGCUGCUGAUAUUGUACAAAGUGGUAGAUGUCUCCUGGUUUCACAGCAGGAUUCCCUAGAUGACUCAAAUAAAGGAGGCUUAAAUUAUAGGAGUAUAAGCCAAGGUCAUCACAAAGAUGGAGACAGACACGACUUUGAGAGCGAAAAAGUAAUGACAAAGAAAUCUCUGACUGCUCACCAGCCUGGUUUAUGUUUUGGCCCCAGGGAUGUACCACUUAUACAGAUUGAAACAGAACAAAGGGAUGAGACAGAGGUAGAGGAUAAAGGAAACAUUCUGGAUUUGACCUUUUCAGAAGAUUCCAAGUGUUCAAAACAAGAAGGAGAAAGAAAUGUAUUCUCAGCAGAAGUCAGUGAUGUGCAGAGGAGAACCAGGCAGGGAAAAAACAAUCCUGAGCCCCCUACUCCUGCAAGUAGCAGUGAGGACAGUACUGGCAGCUGGUCACAACUGGCCAAUGAGGAGGAAAAUCCAGAGGACACCAGUAGCUUCCUGCAGCUGAGUGAGCGCUCCAUGAGCAACAGUAACAGCAGUACUGCCAGCAGUGCAGGAGCCAUGGACCUGGAAGCCUAUCUGGAGGUGGUUUCAAGCACUGCUACCGCUAACAUAAAUGUAGAAGAGAAACAUCUGACCAAAGAUCUGCAGGACAAUCUAGAUGAAUGUACCUCUGGGCUAUCGGUGGGCACGGCCAGCUUCCAACAUGAAGUCUCUGUUCUAAACAUUGACCUGGAGUCAGACUGCACUCAGUCGGAAUUACACACAACCUUGCAGUGGAUCGCUGCCUCAGAACUGGGAAUUCCUGCUGUCUUCUUCAGGAAAUCCCAGGAACAGAAUAUCCAAAAGUUCCUUGAAGUCACACAUUUAGUUCAAUCGAAGUCCUGGAAAGUGGGGGACAUCUUCAGCGCCUUGAUUCUUCAUUGCAAGAUGCAGAAGCAGGGGAGCAAAACAUCGGCCAGCUUUUUCGACUGGCUUCUGGAACGUGGAUAAGGAAUGUUAGAAAUUUCCAACAACCAGGUGUCAGCCAUGAGGUUCUAGACUCGCCUGUCUUAUCAGUCCAUAGACAGGCAACAGUGUACAGCGACAAAAAUAGCAUUGCCAGAUUGUAUAUUUAGAAUGUAUUAGAAACACGUUUUCUAGGCGUGGACCAUUAAUAUUUUUCUAAUAAAUAUAAAUAAGAUGUGUAUAUAGAUAUAUAUAUACAUACAUACACACACACACACACACACACACACCUAUAUAUGUAUAUACAGUAUAUAUUGAUUAGAGCACCUUUAAAUUGGCUGUGUUUAAGUGGACUGUGAUUAUUUUUUUUACAGUAAUGGGAAAUUUCAUUUUAAUUGGCUCUAAAAUGUGUGCUUGACACAUUCUUCACUUCUUGAUAUUUUGUUGAACAGUGGAAUUGAUGGAAAAUGUACCAGCCAGUUCCGGACUGCGGAGAUAUCUACCAGACAUUCACAGAAAAUAUUAAAUUGCAUUUUGGAGAUAUAGGAUUUUUGCCAACAUCAAAAGAUUGUAUAUUUUAUAAAAAAGUGAGAGAAAAUAUUAUAUCGGAAAAUAGGAUUCCUUAUUUGAAAGUAUCAGAUAGUACAGUAUAUAUCAGGCUGAAAUGCUUUAAUGGUACAAAAGAAACAGUGUAAGUGGGUCGUUAUUCAAUAUGAAAGUAUUACAGUAUGAAUGUACAGUGUUAUGGGAACCCUUGAAGGCUGCAUGGCAUUUGAGUAGUCAUAAAUAUAUACCGGUAUCUAUUUCUUCAAAAUAAUGGCAGUUUGAAAGUGGGGAUUUAAUUUAUCAGGAAUGCAUAUAAAAAGGUAAAAAAAUGUAUCAUUUAUUUAUUUUAAUGUAUUUUAAUUUCCCUCCAUCUUAAAUGUGCAUCAUGCAUAUAUAGCAACGGCCUAUAAAUAUUCACAUGAAAGCUGAAUACUUGAUGGGUAGUAAAAUAGUAUGGGGCAGAUUCUGCAGAAUUCACAUCUGCUUAUUAAAGGAAAUUUAAAUGAAUGUAAAAUUACUCAGAGCUCUCUUCUCCACACUUUUGCAGUUAACACUAUUUUUUUUUCUAGGUUUCGAGAUAUUAGCAGAUUUUACACUGUUAAUAAAAUGAAUCUGAAACAAUGGGCAGCAUGGCAGUUGUAUGAUGUUGCUCUACUUGGAACUAUAUAAUAGGAAAAGAUUAGCUGGGUAGCGAAAUGCAUUUAAGUGUAGAAAGUUUCACAGUUUAAUGUUCAUUUCAGUAGAAAUCCAAAAAGCUCGGGACCAUGGGUUUUCUGGAUAACAGAUAUUUCCAUAAUUUGGAUCUUCAUACCUUAAAGGGGUUGUUAACCUUUGACUUA